CCGUAACGCCGACGGUCGAGCACGAGCUACCCUCGACAGGCUGCGACUGCUAUGGCUAUUGACCGAACUUGGCGGACCGGCCGGUCAGCUGUGCGCCGAGCCGCCGGAGAAGAUAUUUUCUCUGGCAGAAAAUCGUCCGCGUAAAGUCGUUACGGGUUCGCGGAGGAUGGCAACGGCGAGAAUAUACAGUGGGGGCGUUGAAAAUACAAUCCGGUGUCCCGUUAUAAAAUUGUGAGCUUCUACAUCGAGAUCGGCAAAGGUGGAAAUAAGGUAGAAAGAACGGGCAGGAAGACAGAGCCCGAUAGAGAGGCCGGAGACAGAGUACGUGUCAAUUGUCGUAAACGAUUAUUGCUCCCGAUAGAUGGAGAAAUUCGUGGUGUUUCUCAGUGCGCGACGUCGAGGUACCUUCCUUCGUGAAGUCGGAGACACAGUCUAGCUUCGACGAGUGAAAGCCGAAAACUUGGGACCGUUCUCCGGUGCACCGUGCACGGUGUGCGAAAGAUAAAGUCUGUAGAAGGAGUAGGAGAACGGUGAGAAAAAGACAGUGGGGACGAGCAAAGGAAAAGGGGAGAAAUAGGGGAGAGAAAAAGAGAAAGAAGUUCGAGACUUGGCCCACGGUUGGCAGUCGGCAUGUAGACCGGCUGUGCACGGCAAACGGAGUGAAAGAGAGAAAAGAAGAGAAGUGGAAAGCGAAUCAGUCUGUCGCUGCUGUCGGAGAAGGAAAGGAAUAGUGGAGAGGGAAGAAAAAGAGAGAGAAAGAGGCAGUGUGUCGACGAGAAGAGCGAAGGAACGACAGCGGUAGAGAUAAAGAGAGAGGAUUAUAACGGGGGAAAGAAACAAACGGAUAGAUAGGUGUCGUGCACAUAUGUGCACGAAGUGACGUGUGUGCAGGUGUGCGCGUGGUGCAGGCCGCCGGUGCAAAAAGUGCAGUGCCCAGUGGACUUUUCCAUCCCGUGGACAGGAGGUGCGUGCGCUGCUUCGACGAGGAGGCACGUAUAACACGUCGGUGUUUCGGUGUGAACUGACCGGAGAACGAAAAGGAAGAGCAGGUAGUUCGGUACCACGGAUUUUUCGAGUAGGAUACCGCCGCGAAGCUACCAGAGGGAAAGAUCGGUCCAAGUGUACAGGAGGUCAUCGUAGUGCAGUGUCGAACUUGAGAAACGCCGAUUGAAUUCGCUCGAAAAGUUGAAAGCAACGGAAUAGAUCGGGUAUAAAAAAGACGAUAGAAGACCUGUUCUCUUCGAUAGGACGAACAGAAGAUACCGAGGAGAAAUAAAAGGAUAUACACGGUGACGAGAAGGUGAACAAGAUAGCAGAAUCGUCCGGUACCGAUCUGCUUUACCGACGGAUCUACGGUAACUCGCUGUUGGUAAAGUGCUGCCGCUGGGUAAUCCAUCGAGGAAGGAAGAGAACGCUCGCGAAACCGAGCAGACGCGCACCAGUCGCGAAUUUGUGGUGGUCGUGAUAAGGGCAAGCGCAGAUGUGUUCCGUUUCGUGAUCGACAAUCUGUGCGCGGAUCGUUCGAACCUACACUGAAAGUGUGAUACGACAAUUACGAAGGAUACGCGAGAACAUUCCUGAUCAGUUUUCUUUUUUUCAUCGCUAGAUCGACGAUCGACUGGGAGGUAACGACUACAGUGAUAUUAGACUGGCACGUUUUUACCCGCGAACCGUGACAACCCUAGACUCAAGCUGCUCUGCUCAUCGUCGUAACACGAGAACUGCUUCGUAACUAUAUCUAACUCGUCUCGAAUUAACGAGCUAUCAAGACGGCACAACGGACAGCAGCCGGUAGUUUUACCACAAUUAAGCGACGGUGAAGGUUACGAGGAUCCGAAGCACCGAAAGUCCUUCACGAACUCCAACACGUGAUCGGGGAUUAGUUUUGCGAAGAGACACGAACACUUUUUGCACGGGGAACGAUAGGAAUUGACACGACCCAAUGAAGGACAGAAAGGAGUCAUGUUAACGGACACGUUAACUGUAAUUGGCUGGCCAGACCAAUUCGUAUUAAAUCGUGACGAGACGUGCGCAUAGGCCUCGAUCCGGGGACCAACGAUAUCGUUCGCCGCAUUGAGAUUAGAUCCCCCGACACGGAACGUGUUGAAAACCCUUGCCGUAUAACGGAACCACCUGGGACCAGGAAUCAGCCACUGGACGAAGUACCGAUUUCCAACCGCGUCGAAAGAGAAAACGUUUUCAACGAGAGGAGGAGGAGGUGGCGGCGGCUUACGGAAGCGUGUGUGGAUGUGUCGUGAUGCGAGUGACCUUGCGACGCGGCUCGACCACCGAAGAAGCACAUUCACGUUUUUAGCCCACAAGAGAAUCUGCCGAUGCUGAACAUAGUUGCUUAACGGUGCACGAAACUGACAACACGACGUGAUCGACUAGUCCGCGAUCGAGGUUGACCUCCCGAGACGAUGAAGGGUGACUCGCGGGGCACGACCGAGGCUCAGGACUCGCCGGAAACCAGCAACUUCUCGAGCUCAAACGCGAGUGCCGUCGUGGAAGCCGGCUUCAAUAAAACGUAGUCGUGACCGGGGAAAGGUUGGAUGAUCGCGAGCUUCGGGCCGAGCGAUGAAGCGGGCGACGAACGCAUCCGCCGCAGCUGCGACCGCUGCCUCGCAGGUGGAGCAGCCUGCGGUCAACUUACAGAGCAGGAUACACGAUCUGAUUAACCCGAUAACGGCAGCGGGUGGCAGCGCCGACAGGGACGAACACGAGAAGAUCGCCGAGACGAAAUUCCGAACGGACGCGAGCAAACUAUCGUCGCCCAAGAGGAUCCCGAACGAUGACACUAAAGCCAAGUCCACGGUCAUGUCACGACUGUUAGCGGUCGACGCGGACAAUUAUAUGCUUCGACAAGGCGCCGGUACGACGACCGCCGGUGCUGCAACUGUGGCCUCGACAUCACCCACCUCGUCGUUCGCGACAUCGACACAAUCCACCGGCACGGCCACCUCAGCCCCCACGAAUUUAAUUCUGCGCCGUGAACCCAGACCUCUACAGCCUCAGACACGCACCUUCCUUACCAACGUCACCAACGCCGCGUACAAUGAUUUCCAAAUGACCCUUUCGACGAGUUUCGCCAGCGCCACUCCCGUCACAUACACCGGCGAGCCUCAGGCCUCGGAAUCGAACAGGUCCAGAGCUGGUAAUCUCGUGUUACCUGCGUCCAGGCGGCACCCUGCCACCCAGCAGACCUAUCCUGUUAACGAUACUUCCACCGUCGCCUCCACCUCGUCCUUUCCCUCCACUUCUGGCACGACGUCCAGCAGCAGUUUGAUGAACGGUAACGCAACCCUACAGCGUUACGUUACCAACCGGCCACUGUUAAAGUUACCACCAUCCUCGACGUCGUCGGCGCAGAACGCGACCUCGUCGAGGGACGGUUCGCGUUUGCCGCCAGACACGAUUCACGAGACAUGCGACGAGAGGGGCGGCAACAGAAACGAGAAAUACGAACUGAAUUAUUACAAAGAGGGCUUGCCGGAUUUGCUUCCGUGUUACACGGAGGUCUGGAGAGGGUUUUUUCCCUGCGCUCGGCCGGUAUCGUUUCACGAGUACAUGUGCCUUUGCGAGGAUGUUGCGCGGCUGAAGCUGCAGCAGCAGCAGCAUCGCAACGCGAUAUUCCGGAACACCGGCGCACCGUCGGUGUCCGCUUUGUGCGGGAGUAUCCGCGUUAGAGUGGCGGCGGAGGGCGGCGAUUCGUAUUCAAUUGGUCACGAGGGCUCGGGUGGUGGUAGCGGGCAGCGCGCCCUUGUCAAGGGCAUAGGAGGCGGCACCGAGCCGCCCGCGCUCGACCGAACAUACGCUGAAUUCACUCGUAUUACGGGCUGCUGCUGCAUGUGCGGUUCUCUAUGUCCCACAGACUGCCAUGCGUGCUUCCACGUGGUCUGCUCGGAGUACAGCGGGCAGCACCUCUGCCAAUGGAGUAGCAAGGGCCACGCGCUACCGGCCCAGGUUCUCGACAAGGACAAGCCCGUGAACGAGUGGACGUGCCAAAACGUCGUCGAAUGGAUGGCGGCCCUAAAUCUGUACCGCUAUGUGGACGUUUUCAAGUCGAAGGGCAUCAAGGGCAGCGAUCUUCAGCACCUGGACCGGGAGAAGCUCUUGAACAUGGGCAUCAAGGAUGAGUUCCAUCAGAGGAACAUCUUGGCCUGCAUCGAGGAACUACUUCAGCCGCCCUCGGCGACCUCGUACACGGAGGGGACGGGUCCAGCCGCAAUGGCCACCGACUCGAUUGGUAGCGAGGCCGCGAUCACCGGCAACCCGCACACCCUUAUGCCGCAGAGCUUCAGCGUGCUCGAGAAGUGCGACAAGUGCCAUAAAUAUCUCAGAGGUCUACUGCAUCAAGGUUUUCUCUGUCUAGGUUGCGGCCUGGUGGCGCACAGGACGUGUUCAGCGACGGGUUUGCCCGCGAACUGCGUGCCAGUCGACGCGGAAAAUCCUAUCCAAAGAAUUACUCCGGUAUUCGGACUCGGCCUGUGCGCACAAUUCGACACCACCGUCCACACCGCUCCAGUUUUAGUGGAACGAUGCAUCCGUAUCCUAGAGGAGAAGGCCGCCGAGGAGAGCACACUGGAUCUGUACAAACUCUACCACAGUAGCCCUUCGAACGAGCAAACCCUGGAACUGCGACAAAAAUUGAACGAAGAUGUGUGCAACGCCGAUUUGAAUUCCUACACACCUCAGUGCAUCGCGAGUGUCCUUAAAAAGUUUCUGCGCGAAUUGCCGGAUCCUGUGAUUCCUGUACUGUUUUACGAUAGGUUUAUAGAAGCUUCGAAUGUUAAGAACGACGAGCAGUGCGCGAUACGCUUGACGCAGCUGGUCGACGAACUGCCAGACCACCAUCGUAGCACCCUCUACCAUUUAAUGGCUCACUUCUGUCGGAUUUGCCAGUUACAGCACAGAAGAGGUUACACGGAACCUCCUACGAUCCUUACGCAAGUUCUGUGUCACAUCUUCGUCAGGCCACCUUGGGAACGGAUCAUCCAAAUAGUUCAUAAUAUCGAAGCACACAUACGAAUAAUGGAGAUACUAUUGCUACACGGCGAUUGGAGCGAGAAAUUGCCACAGUUCGCGAGUCCACCGCAGUUACCGCCGCGAAAAGUCUCGAGGCCACAGUUUCCAGUUUUAGAUCCGUUCUCCUUGCUGGAGGAAGAUAAGUCCAUGGACCGGUCGACGUCGGGUGCGGAGAACAAGGACCAACAAUUUCCGCACAGACCACGCUCGCUUCAGGAAGCUGAAUGGUACUGGGGGGACAUCACGAGGGACGAGGUGAACGAGAAGAUGGUCGAUUCUCCGGAUGGCACCUUCUUGGUUCGCGAUGCAUCUUCUAAGGGCGGAGAGUAUACCCUCACAUUGCGUAAAGGUGGGACCAAUAAGCUUAUCAAGAUUUGUCAACGCAACGGCAAAUACGGCUUCUCGGAGCCGUAUAACUUUCAUUCCGUGAUCGAGCUGGUGGAUCAUUAUCGGACUUGCUCCCUGGCGCAGUAUAAUUCCACGCUGGAUAUCAGGUUGUUGUAUCCUGUUUCCCGUUUUCAGCAGGAUGACGAAAUUUCAAGUACAACCGACAUGUCGAAUGUCAUUCAAAAAUACGUUGAACUCGAGGAGGAGACCUCUCGCGGGUUAACAGAAUACAGAGACAUUUCGGAACUCUAUAAUAGAACGUCAUACGAAGUACAGCUAAAACGACAGGCAUUAGAAGCUUUCGCGGAAGCUGUAAAGAUGUUCGAGGAUCAAAUGAAGCUGCAAGAGAAGUUCCAGAAAGAAGCUCAACCUCACGAGAUAUCAACUUUAACCGAUAACGCUGAAUUGUUGAAACAAAGACUGAAAUCCUUAGAAGAAAGCAAAGAACAGUUGGAUCGUAGUUUAAAGGAACAAAUCGCGUACAAUAGGACUCUCGAAAGGGAACUGCAGAGGUUGAAACCGGAAAUCCAGCAGCUCAUACGUCAAAGGGACAAGCAUUUAGCAUGGUUGAAGAAUCGUGGCAUGAAGCAAAACAAAAUAAACCAGCUCGUAUCAAACCAUUCGGAUUCGAUGCCUGUCUUAGGCGAAGCGGUUUACCGGACUCUUCAAGAAAUUGACCUUGACAUUCUUGCCGACGAUAACACGUGGCUUUCUCUCGAAUGUUCUCGUUCCGACGCGGACCGUUUGCUCGUCGAUCGGCCGAAUGGCACCUUUCUCAUUCGAACCUCAAGAACUGGACAGCAUGCUCUGUCAAUCAUGUGUAAUGGUACUGUGAAUCACUGCAUAAUAUACGGGACGGAGCGGGGUUUCGGAUUCGCUGAACCGUUCAAUAUUCAUAAGAGUUUGAAACACUUAGUGAUACAUUACGCUCAGAAUUCCCUCGAGGAACAUAACGAGAGUCUGAACACGAAGGCACAGUUACAGGCCCAACAAGUGCAGAUGCAAAUGCAAAUGCACGUGCAAAAUCAACAGCAACACGUGCAAAAUCAACAGCAACACACGCAAAAUCAACAGCAACUCGCGCAGAACCAACAGCAACUCGCACAGAACCAACAGCAACACGCGCAGAACCAACAACAGCUCGUGCAAAAUCAAACGCAGCACGCGCGUCCUCACGAAAACCAUUACGUACCGCAUCAGUAAUGCCUUCUCAUGUCCCCCAGUCAUCGUGGUCAAUUUUUAAGCACACCGUUACUAUGUACCAAGUGUGCACGUAAGUCUUCGUUCACGUGGCGCGCGUGUUCUUCGACUUACAUCGAGAAACUCCGGCGACAGAAGAUUUUUCCAGAAUGUUCGUGGAAAUUGCUGUUGGCUACGAUCGUCGUGGCAUAACGUUUUCACGGAGGAAAUCAAUGCUCGACGUUUGGUCGGUCCAGUUUUAUAGAAAAGAGAGUGAGAGAAAGAAAACACUUCUUCAAGGAAGCACAAUUGUAUUAACUGAGAGGAAGAAAGAAAACGUUGCUAGCGGUAGUGGUAGUAAUCCUCAGAAACUAUAGUGAUAAAAAAAAAUUAAUUGUGUACGUACGUGUUAACGUGAACGCGGUAAGAAUUUGCUUCGGUCGACAGGACCAACGACACAUCGCGAUAGGUUUUACAAUUAGUCUCUCAGGGUCUGCAGGCCUUCUAAGUGGGUCCUUGUCGACGAUCGACUUUACUUCGGCACGCGUGCGCGCGCCCGCGCGUGUGUGUGUGUAUGUGUGAUCGUAAAACGGAAAACAAACGAAGGAGAUAGGAUUUAAAAAAAAAAAAAUUUAUGAGUUACCGUCAGUUUGUUCUUCGGAAGAGAAUCAUUUGAAUGCUGGUAAAUGUUGGCGCCACAUUUCCGAGUGCACUUAACAUUCGAUCGAAUACGUCAGAAUCACAGAGGCAUGUAUCUAGUCUUACAGACAAUUUGCAAAAUGACGAUGAACAGAAUCGGAAGUCUGAAUUCGCUCAAAGUACUCGUGACGUUGAUUGGUAAUCAGGGUAGUUGUAUGUCCGUGGUAAUCCAAUAACUAACAAAAAGACAAGCUCGUGAGAACAGAGAGGAGACACUUUUUUUUCUAGACCGCUGUACUUCUGACUUCUUCGAUACAUUUUUGUGAAUACUUUCCAAGUCCUCCGUUUUGUACGCGCGGGCUGACGCGCGGGCACUGUUUACGUCGCGAUUGUGAUCGACGAAGUAAGAUCUUCAAACAGUGAUAUUAGAUAUAUAAUUAGACGCAUCGCACGGUGAGCCUCAUCGAUUGCGUAUGGAAAAACGUUUUUUGUAGUAAUUUACAAUGAUUCUCUUGAUGUGUAGCAUCUAUGGUCGAUUUGAGAUACGAAACGGUGCAGGCUCUCGGGUAACGAGUUUCUCGACUCUGGUUCCGUUCGAUUGUUCGAUUUUAAACGUGCCCGCAGGUACCUCUCGGAGGAGACUCGUCACAACGAAAUUACACCACGGAGGUCCCGCGGUGGGAGCUUUUUUAUACGUUAGAUUUCAAAGUGCUGUGCCAGACCUGUAUGAGUGUCGUAGUAGAUCGCGUGCACGAUCGCGCCCACGCGGAGAUUAUUUCUCAAACAUGCAAAACGUAUUUGUCUGUGAUUUCGGAUUGCCGACGAGGAAGAUACAUCGUGUCUAUUGUUUUCCAUUCGCUUUUUACGAUAUCCGUUUUCGUCUUACAGUGCAAAGAAAAAAGUUACAAGAAAGAAACUACAUUUUCUUAAAAGUCUAUGAAAACGCGACGGACACAAUACCUUGCGACCGUAUGUGUAAACGUUAUUCGUGAUUUUAUUAUUCGUAUGUUUCUUAUGUUCGAAUCGAUUAGUAAUGUUUUUUUUUUAUACGACGCGUCAGAAUCAUAAUACGCGUCGCGCUCCUCCCUCUUUCAAUCGUGCUACAGCCCUCGAGAUUCCAUUAGAUGAUAGGAAAUUUAUCGGUUUUAUUUGUAGGGUGACCCAAAAUACGGAAUACGGAUAGGGGAGGUGUUUCGAAUUUCUCAAGACGCGUACGUAAAUUGCGCGAAAAAUAUGUGUCCAAGCCCUUGAUACGUUCUAGUUUCAUAGAAAUCCAAUGGUCGUUGAAGGUGAGUCGGUCUCCCAGUUCACCGUGUUCGUAUCCUCUCCGUAUAAUUUGCAGAAAUAUGAUCUACGUCUCUAAAUUAAAAAGAGACAAGAUGAAACAUUGCAAAACCGGGGGAUUAUAUCUUGACACAAUUCAUAAUGGGAGAAGAUGCUUCGAACGAUCCGAGGAUUUUGUCGCGGCUACAAUUUUUUAAAAAUUGUACUGAAACAGUUUUUUAAGGGCUUCGUCUCUGGAUAACGGAGUUCGGUACACCUCGUCUAUCCGCGAUUAAAACAAUUGAAUCUGUAGAAUAAUAUUUUUUUAUAGGAGCUUUCAUAUACCACGGAAUCGAAGCAGAAAACAAAGAAGUUACGCGCGCUUGAUUACUGAUCUCGGUAUGAAGGCCAUCGUGUUUAUACGUGACGUACACGUGAUUAAUAAUUUAUAGCCAAAAAAAUAUGAUUUCCUCAUGAUCGAUGCACACCUCGCGUACAAACACGAUGGAGGCAUACAAAAAGCUAUCCUCGGAGUGUCGAGUAUAGAGUCACACGCCGUAACUUUCAUACUUUUGUAAUCGAUCUCUUCACUAUCGGAAGCUCCCCUGAAAAAUUAUCAUUCCAUAUCUUUUUUAACCAUCGCGUCGGACGGAGUUGUUUCCGCUUGGCGUAUCUGGAAUUGUAGUUUUGAGCCACCCUAUACAUUUUG
Molecule: messenger RNA, 9202 nt
Organism: Dufourea novaeangliae
Lineage: Eukaryota; Metazoa; Arthropoda; Insecta; Hymenoptera; Halictidae
Gene: Pi3K21B
Biological process (GO): phosphatidylinositol phosphate biosynthetic process; insulin receptor signaling pathway
Cellular component (GO): phosphatidylinositol 3-kinase complex
Molecular function (GO): protein binding; 1-phosphatidylinositol-3-kinase regulator activity
Source: RefSeq, a predicted model, not a curated record